AUGUAUCUUACUGUUCUCGAUCUCGAUGCAUGCUUAGUUUUUGCCAAUGGGUCCGCGGACUCCGGAAAUAUGAAGGUUAAAUGCUUGGAGGGCCCCGCACUUAAGGAGCUUUUCGCUAUUUUAGCUGAUGCCGCUAAUACGUCUGGAGUAAGGACGCGAUACUUUCGCGUUGAUGCACGAUCAAGUCCUUCUAAUGGAAGGAUAGGACAUAAUCGAUGUUCUCAUAAAGGCCAUGUCUGCUCGUAUGCUAUCAACUUCGGCAAGGGAUAGCAUGCUCAAUACGACCUUUUCCCGCAUCUAGUAGAAAGCUGGAGGCUCGUGGCCUGUCUUCUCCUUGAUCACUCGACUAGUCAGCUCCAUGAGUUGUUCUCCCAGCUCUUCGUUCCUCGCAAGUUCGCUGCCUGCCUCGAUUGCCGCGGGCGGACAUAUGUACUCGCCGCUGUUCUCAGUUUUGGUCACUGCGUAAAGCGUCGACAGAGCACCAUCGAAUUGAUCCUUUUUAAAUUGCUCCAACACCAACGACAUUCCGUAGCCUGCAAGCGGAUACGGUUCAUGGAUAUCGUCUUUGCUCAUCUUCGUCGACACAAUGCCAGGAUGCGUGGCAUUGGCUAGAAUUCGUGGGUUGUCCCUGGUCAGAUGUCGGGCUAGAUAUUUGCUAUAGAGAACGUUGGCUAGCUUUGCACGGCCAUACUGUGCCAACGGUCCAUAAUCCUUGUUGAGUUCAUUCAGAUCCGCGAAUGAGGUCUCCUUGGGGGCAGAUUCAUGAGCAUUAGAUGCCUGAUUCGAUAUUCGUACAAUGUGGCCAUCACUUGCCGUCUUCUUGAGCAGUGGUAAGAGAUGUGACGUGAGAAGAACAUGACCGAAAUGGUUCAGCGCCAUGUGUCUGUCCACUCCGUAACUUGUAUGCUCAGCAGUCAUGAUACCUCUGCCUGCGUUGUUCACCAAUAUAUCGAUCCGAUCUGUGG
Molecule: messenger RNA, 965 nt
Organism: Pseudocercospora fijiensis CIRAD86
Lineage: Eukaryota; Fungi; Ascomycota; Dothideomycetes; Mycosphaerellales; Mycosphaerellaceae
Exons: 2
Coding region: 1-270 (89 amino acids)
Source: RefSeq, a predicted model, not a curated record